AGAGAAGAGGCAGCCAGCUGAAGACAACCCAGAAAAUGCCCCAUCUGCUGCCGACAAUGUGACAGAGCCAACAUCGGCCCCGGAUGAUCUGACUGAGCCACCCUGUACCCCAAACGAUGUGACAGACCCACUAGACAUCCCAGAUGAAGAGGCAUACAUUUUGAUGAAGCCACAGGUGGAAAUACACGAUCUGCAUCAUGCCCUGGCCCACACAGAGGGGGAGAUGGGCAACUGGGUCCCAAUGGAGCAGCCAAACAACAAGCAGGCCCAUGCCCUGGCAACUCAGCUGGAGAAGAUGCGCCUUGACAUGGAGCUCACCAUGACCAGGUACCGAUACGAAGACAACGAGAAACAGUGGCAGCAUGAGGAGAAGAUGGAAGCCAUGCGCCAGCAGGCCCUAUCAUUGACACAGCCUUCUGGUGGAGCCCAUCACUUCCUGUUACCUCAGGACCAGUUUACAUUGUUCCUGUAUUGCUUCAUCUUCAUACACGUCAUUUAUAUAGCGAAAGAACUGGUGUUCUUUUUCAUUAAGAAGCAUGAGAUGGUUGCUAUUGGUGCCAUCCUCAUAUGUGCCAUUAAAACAUUCUGGAAGUAGAGUCUUUGGCAUGUGUGGCUCCCCAUUCUCAGAACCCCUGCAGUGAAUGAACCCAGCACCAGCAUUUGAGCACUUUUCACAGACUUUAUUCAAUUCAACCUUCAAUUCACCAAUACCUGCCACACACAAAAAAGUUGUACGCCAAUCACCUGCGCCCCCAAAGGUUCUGCCAGUCCUUCUCUGAAGCCACCUCUCCCUCUCUCACACACACACACACUUGUGGAACACAAUAAAGUGUGUAAAUUAAGCACAUUGAUGUACACAAGUGAGUUUUAAUAAAUUAUUUUAAUAACAA
Messenger RNA from Rhineura floridana, 890 nucleotides. Its product is annotated as transmembrane protein 247-like. Bases 164 to 595 code for a protein of 143 amino acids. Gene Ontology annotation, cellular component: endoplasmic reticulum. NCBI's taxonomy places the organism in Eukaryota, Metazoa, Chordata, Lepidosauria, Squamata, Rhineuridae. The transcript is spliced from 3 exons. The record is from RefSeq and is a predicted model, not a curated record.